Molecule: messenger RNA, 614 nt
Organism: Spodoptera litura
Lineage: Eukaryota; Metazoa; Arthropoda; Insecta; Lepidoptera; Noctuidae
Gene: edl
Product: ETS-domain lacking
Molecular function (GO): sequence-specific DNA binding
Source: RefSeq, a predicted model, not a curated record
GGUCGCGAGCGGUUGUGUUAAACAAAAUAAAAUUCGAAGACAUUUUUAGUUUUUACGAAACUUUUAUUCAAAUGAUUAAAGUGUUGAUUACUUGGUGCCAAUCUGUAUUAUAAUUUGAAGUGAUAUUGUUGUGUUUAAUAUUUAUUACGUGUGAAAAGGAUUGCUUCCAUUUUGUUUUUGGCGUUUGUGGAUAUAACCAGUAACCAUGCCUACACAAGCUCGCUGUGAUCGGGUGCCACCUCCUCAUGCCAAGUGGGACGCUCUGGACCUGAGGGUGCUGCAGGAAGAUGAUUUGCCACUUGAUCCUCGAUCCUGGGGCCGUGCAGAGGUCGGCACGUGGGUGUCCCGACGUGGUGGUCUACCGGAGCGGUUCCCCAUGAAUGGGAAGGCGCUGUGUCUUAUGUCCAAAGACAUGUUCGCCUCGCGGGUGCCUCAUAACGGACAUAUGUUACACCAGGAUUUCAGGAGAAGGCUAGCGAAGGCAUUAGCGCUACAGGAACUAAUAGAGAAGAUCGCGACUCACUGACUGACAAUAUAGCAAAAAAUACUUAAAUGAAAAACUAUUAGAGGCUUCAAUAGUUACUAUUUUACUAAAACAAUGUCGUCAUGAGCUA